Brassica napus (rape) is the source of this 1715-nucleotide messenger RNA. RefSeq names its product agamous-like MADS-box protein AGL75. The record is from RefSeq and is a predicted model, not a curated record. NCBI's taxonomy places the organism in Eukaryota, Viridiplantae, Streptophyta, Magnoliopsida, Brassicales, Brassicaceae. The transcript has a single exon. The coding region runs from base 203 to 1231 and encodes 342 amino acids. Gene Ontology annotation, molecular function: protein dimerization activity; DNA binding.
AAAUAUGGAAAUAAAUCAUCGAGUUUGCUAUUUAAUAAUGAUGAGAGAGAGAGAGACGCUUGUGUUCCCGUAGGAUCCAAGAAACCUAUAUAACAUAUUCAAGCUCACAAAGUUUUCUCUCACUUUCAUAAUUCUUCUCCUACGUGUUGUUUUGAGAGAGAGAAAAAAACCCUAGUUUCUUAGAGAAUCAAGAAAACUCACCAUGCGAGCUUCUUCUUCGUCGUCUUCUAACUCACUUGCUGCAACCAGUUUGAGCAAUAGACUAAAGACAAUCUUCAAGAAGGCUUCCGAGCUUUCUAUCCUGUGUCAAGUUGCGGUUAGCGUCAUCUACUACGGACCAAACGGCGAGUUAAAGACAUGGCCUAAGGAGAAAGAGGUAGUGAAAGACAUGGCCUUGAGGUAUAAGGCGGCCACAAAACGCAAGAAGAGCUCCAAUCUUCGUGAUUUCUUGGAGGGCAAGUUAGAGAAUGAUAAGAAUUUGAAGAAGAAUAAGAAGAAGACUAAGAGAGAGUUUGAGAACGUCAAGUAUCCAGAAUGGUAUCCAGUUCUUGAUCAUUACUCCCCCGACCAACUCCAUGAACUGGUUCUGUCCUUACAAGGGACUCUCUCUACUAUGGAGGAAAGGAUUCGUGUUCUAGAGGCAAAGAAACAGAAGAACACAAACUUGGUUCAUCAGAAUUUGACCCAGCAGCGUCAUCAUCAACAUCAGACAGUACAACCCUUGAACCCUAGCCAGUACUCUCUGUAUCUGUUUAAUCGUGACGAUGCUACUCUCUCACAGCUUCCACUCUCUGCAUCACAUUCCAAACAACUCAUCAGUUACCAAAAUCAGUUGAGGAUGCAGCAGCAGAGGCUUUAUGAUCCUUGCGUAUCUAACACGCAAGGUCACCCAGCUUUACUUACAGUACAAGAAUCUUGGUUGAAGAAUCAGUUGAUGCAGCAGCAGGAGCCUUAUGGUUCUCAUCAUAACAUGCGUACGAUGAAUAACACCACCAACAGCAAGGUUCUAGGACAUCCUUGUCCCUUAAACACAAUUCCAAAGGAGUUUUCUUUUGAUCUCCAGAAGAACCCUAAUGAUGAUAUGGUCGGUAGACCUAAGUUCUCUCAAGAUUUUCCAAAUUUGUGUUUAGCCUAUGCUGAUAGCCCUCAGCUUCAGACAUCUUCUCUACCAUCUAUACACCAAACCAUUCCUAACAUUAACCUUAUUCCUGACAACUCAAGAUGCCUCUGAGUUGAAGUAGUUACCUCCUUGAGGGUCAAUGGUGAAGAAGUGAAGGGUUGUUUCUUCAUCUAGUUCCUCCUGCUAUAGUCUAUUAAGUGGAGAUUUUUGUUUUGACUUUUUUUGGUUUUCUUGAAUUUUGAUAUAUUUAUUUAUUUUUGUAAUACUAAUUUGUUAUAAUACGACAAUUAUGAGAAAGAUUAUCUAAACGAUUCUACAACCAACAAUUUCAUAUGAUUUAUGAAAAUUCACGUCUAAUUGUACAACUUUCAACCACUUCAUGAAGAUCCACUUCUGAUUAGCUCCACUUGCAUCAUGUUGAAGAUCUCAUGUAAACUAUUUCAGUUAAUCUGCAUAAUUAUUAAUAAAUCUCUUCUCUAAAGCUCAAAACCUUGAUUUCCCAAUUUGAAAACAUGAACCCUUGAUGAAACAAUUGGAUUAAAAGGGCUUCCACAAAACAUUUAUGUAUAUGUACAUCCAUCUAAAAAAUCACUGA